GUAAUUCUGAUGUUUAUAUGAAUGUGUAAAACUUCAGUCGUGUUUCAAAAUGUCCAGGAGUACGUUCAGAUAUGCUGUUUUGUUAUUUCUUGGAAUUAUUAUCGUCAUUCAAGUUAAAAUUUUUUGUCAAAGUUCUUUACAGCAGUUAACAAGGCCGUGUUAUAAAAAUGUGUUCAAAGAUACACUUCUGGUCAUGAAUUUCAACUACGCAUUUUAUGGAAAUAAAAAAAUAUUACAUGAAUUAUAUGACGAUGUAUUUGGAAAGGUUUUAACUUGUGGACCAGCUCCUGAUAAUCCAAACAAUGAAGGGCCAGAUAUUUUGUAUAAAGAGGAGAAGAUAUGGUAUUUCAGAUACCGAUGUUUGACAAAAGCAAUACGAAAAUAUCCUGGAUUUAAAGGUUAUAUCUAUAGCAACGAUGAUAUCCUCAUUAAUUGGUGGAAUCUCCUUCAAUUUGAUAGAACAAAAAUUUGGCAAAGUGGAUCAGUAGACUGGAGGCAAAAAGCAUAUGGCGAGGUAAUAAGAGGUUCGUGGGUUUGGUGGAAAUCAAAUAUGGGAGUUAAAGCAUGUCAAAAGUAUUACGAACAAUUAAAAGUACUUGCCGCAAGUCAUCCUAAAUUAUACAAGAAUUACCUAAAUGUAUAUUUACAAAAUGGUAAAGGUGAAGCAAGAUGUGCCAAAGGCUGGACAGAUAUGUUUUACGUGCCAGGUAGAUUUGCCCAAGAUUAUGCAAGGUUGUCUGACAUUGCAUACGAGAAUAAAUUAAUCUUGGAAAUAGCUGCUAACAAUAUCAUCCGAACGUUAGAUCAUGUAGAAAAUUUCGAAUACUUAAAUGGAACCUAUCUUCCCGAUUUGAAAGUGAGAGAUAUCUCUGCACGAAAUUUUUGGAGACAUUAUAGGUUUAAUAUGACUUUUAUUCAUCCAAUCAAAUUAAAUUCCAAGGAUGGUAAGGAAGUGAGUCAAAGAAUUAUUCGAAAUAUGGUAGUGCAUUAUAAAAAAUUGUUGAUCUGCAGUAGUUAAGGUCGCUGACAUUUUAAAAUUAAACUUUAAGGCCGAUUUCCACUAGACAGAAUAUUUCAUUCACAAAAUUAGAAAUUCUAAUUAACAGAAGUGUCGACAAGAGCAUGCAUCUACACGUUUAAAUUUGUUAAGCUGCAAUAUCUCAUUAUCCAAUCGAAAAAAUUUUUGAAAAAAUUCAGGCUAUUAAAGAUGGAUAUGGGCGUGAACGUUUCUAGAUAAUUUGCAGUAAAAUUACCUAACAAAAAUCUCACUAUGCGCUAUAAAAAUUGUAACUCAUUUCAUGCUGUUUUUAUUGAAUGUCGUUCGAUGGAGCAAUUGCAUUGCUAGAAAUAUACAUAUUUAUAAUUGAUUUCCUAAGGGUCCCUUGACAUCUUCUAGCGCCAAGGACGGUGAAAAGGUUUGCGAUAGUGAUAGACCGUACAUCAAGUUUACAGUCAAUUACAGAGGUUUAUUGUUCUUAAGGAUUCCAUCAACCUCGUUCCCAGGGCAUUUUGUCUUGUUGAUGAAGCUGAUAGUGUAAUAACGGCUCAGGGGCCACAAGAUCCUGGGGACGAGGUUGGGUAUUGCAUCCUACAGAAUAGUAUUUUUUGUAAUUUUUUCUUCGAUCACAAUAUUUUGCUAAACCUACUAGCCAAACUGACCAAUCAUCUUAACAGCGCGGCUACUUUAGUACUUCUUUCUCCCUUUGAAUCUCAUUCUCUUAAUUGUUUGACUUGGGGAAUGUUUAUACCAGAAGAAUCAAUUGAGCAAAGUAAUCUCAUGAUUAUGUUAACCAUAGAGAUGUUGCAUAUAAACGAUGUUAAGAAACCUUACAUAUUAACUUACAAUAAUUUAUCAUACCACAUUAUAUCGUUAUAAUGUUACCUCCAAUCGUUUUGACGAUUUAUUUUAUCGAUAUAAUUUUGAUGUAUCGUGUUUAUACAAUUAAUGCCAGUCGGUUCUUUUCUGCGAAUACAAUUUACGAAUAUCGUUCACAUUUUAAAAACAAAUCUUUAAUUCCAGCACUUAACACUUGCUUCUCACUAAAAUGAAACAAAAAUUGCAUAAGAUACAGCAAAACCCAACCUCGUCCCCAGGGACUUUUGCCGUCAAGUAAGCGCUAGCUUUUGGGACGAGGAUGAGCAAAAGAGGCAAAAUUUUCUUGACGUCGACCUCAAAGAAUUCCAUCGCAAAUUUACAAAGGUGUUUAAACAGAUCUAACUCUAAAGAAAAAUUUGCUCACUUAAUUUCCGCUUAUUGCAAUUAUAGCAAAUUUUCAUUUUUUUUGGAUUCUCAGGACAAAUUGUAAUGACAAUUAGAAAACCACAACUGUAAUACUGUAUGUAAUGUAGACAUAUGGCAGACAUUUUUAUCUAAUUUAAAACAAGCCCUUAGUUCAAUUUAACAAUGCAAAAAAUGGGAGAAUUAGGUCCAAAAGCAUCGCAUUGUUUUCAUUCCCCACGCAAUAACGUUUCACUCUCUAGAUUUACAAAUAAUAUAUGUUAGAGAAACGUUUGACUGAGGUUUUACCAUACUUCGAUCUACCCCUGUGGACGUUUCAUUGCCACCCCUUAA
Molecule: messenger RNA, 2572 nt
Organism: Hydractinia symbiolongicarpus
Lineage: Eukaryota; Metazoa; Cnidaria; Hydrozoa; Anthoathecata; Hydractiniidae
Exons: 2
Coding region: 50-1018 (322 amino acids)
Source: RefSeq, a predicted model, not a curated record